GAGGAGGCGCCGGGUUCCGGAUUCGUAGUAAAGGACCGCAGAGGGGUUGGAUGUAAACACUAGACCAUGGGUCAUUUAAACCCUGCUGCAAUAUUCUAAGAAUGGACAGAAAUACUAAUGUUAGCAUUGUUCCUAGUAUCACUCAGUUGGAAAAUUUCCUCACUGAACAUAACUCAAAUGUUGUUUGGCUCCUUGUUGCUACAAUUUUGUCCUGUGCCUGGAUUAUUUAUCUAACUUAUUACAAUUCCCGAAAUAUUGGUUUUAUUUUAACAUUGAUCCUUAACAGAUUACAUAAAAAUGGCUAUAUCCAUAUUGGAUCCUUCUCAUUCUCUGUUCUAUCUGGAAAAAUCAUGGUUCGAGAAAUCUAUUAUAUUACAGAAGAUUUCUCCAUUAGAAUCCAAGAUGGAUUUAUUAUAUUUCGUUGGUGGAAGAUGUACAAUCCAAAGCAGAAGCAACAUGAUCCUAAGGCAGAAACAAGAUUAUAUAUAGUGGUGAAUGAUUUUGAAUUUCAUGUCUACAACCGCUCUUAUCUUUAUGCACAACUUCAGGAAUUAUUUGGUUUAGAACCAACCAUAAUUCCUCCAAAAACAAAGGAUGAAAAAGCACGAGAAAAUGGGCAAGAGCAAACACAUACAAAUCUUGACAGUGUCAAAGUAAAAAGUGAUUCUUAUGAUCCCUCAUCUUCAUGGAGAUCUCUUAUUCCUGUAAUUAAAGUCAGUGUUAGCACGGGUCGCUUAGCGUUUGGAAAUCAUUAUCUGCCUCAGACUCUAUGUAUUAACUUUGAUGAUGCUUCUUUAACUUAUACUACAAAGCCACCUUCAAGCCAUCUGGAUCAGUUUAUGCACAUUGUAAAAGGCAAACUGGAAAAUGUGAGAGUUAUGCUUGUUCCAAGUCCAAGAUAUGUUGGUCUUCAAAAUGAUGAGCCUCCAAGAUUAAUGGGAGAAGGUUUUGUUGUGAUGCAAUCAAAUGAUGUUGACAUCUAUUACUAUAUGGAUGAACCUGGUCUUGUACCAGAAGAAACUGACGAAAGUAAUGAGGGAGAGACAAGUAAUGAAGAUAGCAAAUUGCAAGACCUACCACCAUGCUGGGGAUUAGAUAUUGUUUGUGGCAAAGGAACAGAUUUUAAUUAUGGACCAUGGGUUGACCGGAAAAGGGAUUGUUUGUGGAAAUUUUUUUUCCCACCCGAUUAUCAAGUAAUGAAAGUUACAGAAGUUCCAGUUCCUGGGAAGCUAAGACAGAUCCUUGCUUUUGAGCUACGUAUGAAUAUUAUUGCAGAUGCUACUAUUGACUUGCUGUUUACAAAAAAUAGGGAAACUAAUGCAGUACAUGUAAAUGUUGGAGCAGGUUCUUAUUUGGAAGUUAAUAUUCCCAUGACUGUCACUGAAAAUGGCUACUCUCCCACUAUUAAAGGACAACUUUUACAUAUAGAUGCUACCAGUAGCAUGCAGUUCCGGACUCUCUUAGAAGCAGAAAUGUUAGCUUUUCACGUUAAUGCCUUUUAUCCUCGAACAUGGAACAUGCCACAACUCUGGCAGACUGAAGUUGAAGUAUAUAAAGCUACUUACCAUUUCAUAUAUGCGCAAAAAAACUUCUUCACAGAUUUGAUUGAAGAUUGGUGUGGUGACAGUUCUCCUGAUAUCUAUUCAUUUGUUCCCUAUACAUGGAAUUUUAAAGUGAUGUUUCAUCAGUUUGAAAUGAUUUGGUCUGCAAAUCAGCACAAUUGGAUUGAUUGUUCCACAAAGCAACAGGAAAAUGUUUAUGUGGCUGCCUGUGGAGAAACAUUAAACAUAGUUUUCUCUUUGCCUUUUCUUGACUUUGUUCCAGUUACAUGCAGUACUAGAUUCUCUUUAAGGGGAGAUGGUCUUGAUCUUCACUUACUUCUUCCUGAUUGCCAUCCUAGUAAAUACUCCCUGUUUAUGUUGGUGAAAGAUUGUCAUUCUAGUAAAUUAAAUCCUGAGUCUUGUGCUCCUGCUGAUAGUCAGAGUGGUCAGAAACUAAGCAAGUCCAAGUGGAGGAACAUGACUCAAGAAGAGGCUGGCUGGGUUGAAUGCUGGACAAUACCAAGUAUUAUGCUUACAAUUGAUUAUGUAUGGCAUCCAAUUUAUCCUCAGAAAGUUAAGGAGCAUUUGAUCCAAUCAUUGUCAGAAAUGGAAGAAACCAUAUUAUCUGCCCAGCGACCAUCACAGAAAAUGGCAGAUGGAGGAACAUCUUCUUCAGCUUCUUCCCGCCUUCCUGUUGACCCCUCUGAACUUCCACCUGACAAGCUUCGUGUAGAACUAGAGAUUUCCCCAGAUUCCCAGAUAACUUUAUAUGGACCACUUUUAAAAGCAUUCCUGUCUAUAAAGGAAAAUUAUUUUGGUGAAGAUGAUAUGUAUACUGAUUUUGAAGAAGUCAUUGCAAGCCCUGUACUGUCUAUGUCAACAUCUUCAAGUUCUGGAUGGACAGCAGUUGGAGUGGAUGCUAACAAAAAAGAGCGUGAUACAUCACUGAAACAAGUUAAUCCUCUAAUGUUACGCCCAUGGGAUAUUACAGUGCUUGUUAAUGCAUACAAAGUUCAUGGACGCUUGCCAGUACAUUGCAGCAGUGAUGGUCCAGAAUGUCCUACUGGUUUUCUGGAAAGAUUAUGUUUUGAGAUGAAGAAGGGAUAUAAGGAAACUAUGUUGCAACUUGUAUUAUCACCAUUAAAUAUAUUCUUGAAUGACAGCUAUCAGAGACCUACUGUGGAUGAAGUACUUCGAGAGGGUCAUGUAAGCCUUUCAGGUCUACAGCUACGUGCUCAUGCUAUGUUUUCAGCAGAGGGUUUGCCUGUGGAUAGUGACACUUUGGAAUAUGCCUGGUUAAUUGAUAUUCAGACGGGGAGCUUGACAGCCAAGGUUACAGUUCCACAGCUUGUAUGCCUGUUUGAAUGGGGACAAACAUUUGUGUUUCAUGUGGCAUGUCGUGAAUUUCAACUGGAAAGACCAAAAUCUGUCAUUGUAUGUCAACAUGGAAUUGAUCGUCGUUUUUGUGAAGCUAAGAUGAGUUGCAUUUCUGGCCCUUGUCUAACAUCUGAUGAAUUAAAAUAUGCUAUGAUCCGUUUGGCAGUAGAUGGUGCAGAUGUAUACGCUGUUGAGCAUGGUUGUGCUACAAGUAUAAAGAUGGGUGCUGUGCGCAUUGCCAGUUGCAAUCUCCACAAUCAGUCAGUUGGUGAAGGUAUAAGUGCUGCCAUUCAAGAUUUCCAAAUACGACAGUAUAUUGAACAAGCAAAUAAUUGCCGAACUAGUCUUCAACCUGCGGUACUACGGAGGGCAUAUUGGCUAGAAGCAGGAUCAAUCAAUUUUGGCCUUAUCACUGCUGAUGUUGCUUUAGCAGCAGACCGGUAUUCAAAGCAUGAAGCACAGAGACGUUUUUUGGAAACUCAUGAUAGCAGAACAAAGAGACUGUGGUUUUUAUGGCCAGAUGAUAAUACAAAGAAUAAAAGAAGCAAGAACAAAUGUGGUUGUCUUGGUGGCUGUCGUUUUUUUGGUGGCCCUGGGUCAGGAUUAGAUUUCUUCAAGUUUGAAGAAUUGACACCAUCAAGUAGCUCUGCUUUUUCAAAUGCAAGCGCAGAAUCAGAUAUGUUUUAUGGGCAAUCUUUACUGCAACCUGGAGAAUGGAUUAUUACUAAAGAACUUCCGAAAAUUCCAGAUGGUAAGGCAAAUGGUGUAAAGACAAAAGAAUGGGAAUGCCGAACUGUAGGUACAGAAUCUGAAAGAAAAUCCCAGCAGUUAAAUUUACAAGUACCUCUGCGAUCUCAUAGUUCUUCAUCAUCUUCAGAGGAGAAUAGUAGUUCUAGUGCUGCGCUCCCCUUGCUUGCAGGUGAUAGGGAAAGUCCUUCUUCUGCCAUGGAGGACCAUUUAGGACAAAAGGCACUCUUGAUAGGUUCCAAAAAAGAAGAUGCCCAUGGAAGUAGUGCAGCAGAAGGACCAGCAAAUAGCCCAGUAUCUCCUAAUCUACAAGAGAAGCCUGUUGGACAAUCUCCUCUUAGAUCUCCUUUGAAACGGCAAGAAUCAGUAUGUUCUGGUCGACAUGGAAGCACCAAAAGUCUUACUGCAGCCUUCUAUGGUGAUAAGCAGCCUGUUCCAGUUGGUGUACAGUUCAGCAGUGAUGUUUCACGUAGUGAUGAAAACGUGUUAGAUUCUCCAAAGCAAAGAAGAAGUUUUGGUUCUUUUCCUUAUACACCUUCUGCAGACUCAAAUUCAUUUCAUCAGUAUCGUUCUAUGGACUCCAGCAUGUCAAUGGCUGAUAGUGAAGCUUAUUUCUCAGCUGCUGAGGACUUUGAGCCCAUCAGCAGUGAUGAAGGCCCAGGAACCUAUCCUGGGAGGAAAAAGAAGAGAAAACAAGCCAAACAAAUUGAUUAUGGGAGAGGCUCAAUGUAUCAUAGUGUAGAAGGACCACUUACUACUACCUGUCAUGGAGAAACUAGUCAAGAUACAAAAAAAUUACCAAUAAAAAUGCAUCCUUCACAAGCUUCAUUUGUCUCUGCUUUGGGAGGAGAGGAUGAUCUUGUUGAACAUUUAUAUAUCAUAGAAACUGAGAAGGCUCCUGAGAAUGAACAAAUUACUUCGCAGCAGCCUUUAAUGAACUGCUUCCAAAGCUACCUCACCCAGUACCAAGUUAUUAACUGGUCAGUAAAACAUCCAACAAAUAAAAGGACCUCCAAAUCAUCUUUACAUAGGCCAUUAGAUCUCGACACUCCAACUAGUGAAGAAAGUUCCUCAUAUUUUGAGCAGCUUUCUGUUCCAACUUUUAAGAUUGUUAAACAAGGUCUUAAAGCUAAUGCUCUACUGGAUCGAGGCAUGCAGCUUACAGGAUCAACUUCUAACACUCCGUAUACUCCCUUGGAAAAGAAAAUCCUUGAUAACAUAGAUGAUGAAACAGUAACAGAGGAAUGGACUCUUGAUCAUCCAGUUUGUCAGACCAGAACAACAGCUAUUGUUGAAGUAAAAGGAACCGUGGAUAUAGUUCUUAGUCCUCUUGUAGCAGAAGUUUUAGACAGGUAUAUAGAAGCAAUGGUUCACUGUGCAAGCACACGUCAUGCAGCAGCCAUUGUGGAUGAUUUACAUUGUAAGGUUCUCAGAGAAGCUAUCCAGAAUAGAAAAACAUCAUUUUCAGAAAACGAUGAAGGGGUUGAAUCUGAUGAACUAAAAAAGGACCAUCCUUUAAGGCCUCCCCCACCUGAUUCUUGUAGCAUGAAACUGACAAUGAAAGAAAUCUGGUUCAGUUUUGCAGCUCCAACAAAUGUUCGUUCACCUGCCCAUAUAUUUUCAAGGCAACUGAAUCUUCUGAGUACUGCAACUCCAGCCAUUGGUGCUUGGCUUGUUCCUAUUGAUCAAGUAAAGUCUUCUUUAAACAAAUUAGAAACUGAGGGAACCUUGCGUGUUUGUGCUGUCAUGGGAUGUAUAAUGACAGAAGCCUUAGAAAAUAAAAGUGUUCACUUUCCUUUGAGAAGCAAGUACAACAAGCUCACAAGAUUAUCUCGUUAUCUACAAGAAAAUCCUUCCUGUCUGUUAUGCAAUAUACUUCAUCAUUAUCUUCAUCAAGCAACUUUUUCCAUCAUUGAGGAAGCAACCAUGAGUGAUGGCCUUCCUGCUCUGGUGACAUUAAAAAAAGGUCUCAUUGCAUUAGCAAGGCAGUGGAUGAAGUUCAUUGUGGUGACCCCAGCCUUCAAAGGGGUAAGUUUACACAGACCAACUCAGCCAAUAAAACUCCAGUCAACUGUACAUCAGGAGCAAGAGAAUGGCUUUGGUUUGGACAAUGUAGGAGGACUUCAAAGUGACACAAGUGCUGAUGGAGCAGAAUUUGAGUUUGAUGCAGCUACUGUCAGUGAACAUACGAUGCUUUUGGAAGGAAGUGGUACACGCCCCCCACCUCCUGCUGGGCCUGUAACUGGUGCUGAGAUUAUGAGGAAAUUAUCAAAGACUCAUACUCAUAGUGAUUCUGGCCUUAAAAUAAAGGGUAUUCAUCCAUAUCAUUCUCUGAGCUAUACUAGUGGAGAUACAGCUACAGACUCACCAGUGCAUGUUGGUCGUUCUGGGCAACUUGUUAAAGAAAGCCCAAGAAAAGAGAGUUUACUUAGCUAUUUGACUGGAAGUUUUCCUAGCCUACAUAAUCUUUUGGAAGGGACUCCUCAAAGAAGUACCAACGUCCCCAAAAGUAGCUCUUUAACAAGAACAGCAAACACCAUGCAAUCCGAAAUUAUAUCAGAACAUCCAUUAUUAACAGAACCGUCAUCUGUGAGUUUUUAUAACUGGAUGUCAAAUGCAGUUGGCAAUAGAGGAAAUACAGCUCAAGAGUCUCCUGUCACCAAAGCUGGUCACAGCAGUCUUCCAACAGGUGUGGCUCCAAAUCUU
Messenger RNA from Protobothrops mucrosquamatus (brown spotted pit viper), 6371 nucleotides. RefSeq names its product transmembrane protein KIAA1109. The transcript is spliced from 39 exons. The record is from RefSeq and is a predicted model, not a curated record. The annotation marks the transcript as partial. NCBI's taxonomy places the organism in Eukaryota, Metazoa, Chordata, Lepidosauria, Squamata, Viperidae. Gene Ontology annotation, biological process: synaptic vesicle endocytosis.